Molecule: messenger RNA, 2374 nt
Organism: Schizosaccharomyces japonicus yFS275
Lineage: Eukaryota; Fungi; Ascomycota; Schizosaccharomycetes; Schizosaccharomycetales; Schizosaccharomycetaceae
Exons: 1
Coding region: 137-961 (274 amino acids)
Biological process (GO): nuclear-transcribed mRNA catabolic process
Source: RefSeq, a predicted model, not a curated record
CUGCGGUGUUGAAAGAAUUGCCACCACAAUACAACCUUACUGACCCGCCAAAUCUGACUUCUCCUCUACCAACCACAACUGGCAAUAAAAAAUUCCAUGGUUAUUUUAGUAGUUGCUAGAGAUAAUUUAUUAAAACAUGCAAAAGUAUAUGGAACAGAAAGUGAAGCAGCCCUUCCGGAAAAGUCGUAAGGGCAAUGAUCAUGGCUCCUGUGCUCAAUUGAAAACGCCUUUAAGCAAGAACAUGUGCACGAACAACAACAACGGUAACAAUGUUCAUUAUAAGGAUCGAUUUGAUGUGCGAGACAGCACUCAAAAAAAAAAAUCCGGCCGUUCUUCAAGAAAAUCGAGUCCCAAUGGUCGUAACGAGUCUUCACCCAAGGGAUCUAAUCGUGUGAAGCCUGCAACGCUUCCAGAAAAUGCGAAAAGUGUGAAGAAAGACAGCUCUGUCAACAAUAAGCGUAGGAACUCCUACAACUCUUCAGACAAUGGUUCGUCCUCUUCUUCCUCGGCUUCGGAGUCAUCAGGAUUGUACGCUGGUCCUACAUUCCUUCAUUCUCCCGCCGCUUCCAAGCUCCCUAUUCCCGAUUUUUUGAACGACGCUGGUGCUGUUUCUCAAGUCGGAGCUGUUCCCGCUUUUACAACUGUCACGACUCCUGAAAAACCCAUGUGGAAUUUAUUCCCUACUCAAGCUUGUGGUUAUCGUUCCAUGCCGCCUACGCCGACAGAGUGUGGUUCGCAAGAAAUAUACUUCGGUGCGACGCAACAGUCUGCGUAUGACGGCUUUUUUGAGGUAAAGUCCCAACCUUGCAACCCCCCUAGCCCUUUGGCCAAUAUGCACACUCCUAUCCAUUCUGAAGCUGUGAAAGGCAAACACAGCCAUUCCACUACUACCUUGGAAUUGCUCUUCCACCGUGACCGAGAGCAGCGUCUUUUUCGCUUGUUGCGUCAGGGAAGCGCUUAGAUCGCUCGUUUAUUUGUUUCUUUUUCUUGUGUUUUAUUUUAAACCCUUCGGUGAUAUUGAUUUCUUGACUGACUCCUGUGUCUGCACCGUAUGUGUGCACUUAUAUGCUUGUACACCGUUACUCUUCGCUUGAAGGAAGUACACCCAUAUAUCGUAUUCUUCUGGUUUGCUUUGUUCGUUUUUGUUUUCGGUUCGGGGUUCAGUUGAAUGGUCCCCGACAUUGGUUUCUGGCUCCUUGAGAUGUCCUCCUAAUUUCCGCCUCUCCCCUCACCCUAUGCGAUAAUGAUUGGAAUUGCUUGGCACUAAAUCAUAUGUUUGUUGUUCCGAUUUGUAAUAGGUAACGGGUAUGCUCUGCGUAUUUCCUUGAUAUGAUCAUGGAAGUUGUUUCUCAUAGGGGCACUUCUCUGUUCGGUGGCUCUGGCCUUGUUCCCUAUGGUCACAGUUGUCUUUUCUCGUUUGUUUUCAGCUGCUUAUUAUUCUGUGCCCUCUAAUUGCAUUCAUACGUACUCCUUAUUGCCGAUGCUUACGAUCUGAAUUGAACAAUUGAUUGGCUUUGUUUUUCUUUAUUCGUCAAGAGAGUCUUUCGUUUUUAUUUUCAAGAAAGUGCUCUGGCAGCUGUUUUGUUGAGGUUUCUCGUUCAACUUGUUCGUUGCUUUAUUUUAUGACCCGGUUUUUUUGGGUCUUUCUAUUCUUCUCUCAACGGAGUGAGUCAAAAAGUCAUGAUCAUCUUAUGGUUUUGGUUCUUUGUUUUUCUCUGUUAUUCUCCUCAGUCGGCGAGCUCUUGAUUGUGCUUGCACUACUUUAACCGCCCUUAACUAAAAAGAGGAGAGCUCUAUGCUUAUAUUAUGCCAUAGAGUAAUUUCGGGUUGAGAGUGCGGGUUUCAUUAUUACCGUUUCUCCUACCUUACGCCUUUGGAUUAUGCAGUUCAACUUUAGCUUUUGCUGGCAAAAACUGGGCUGCUAAAUAUGAUGCGUCUACGAAGUCUUCUGCUAUGAAGGCUUUGCGUCGUUUCAUUCCACCGAAAUUAUUAACCUUGCUUUUGUACCUACUUAAUGUAGUCUGCGAUGACAGGGUUAUUUCUUCGUCAUUGAAGCCAGCUGUUGACAAACCUCUAGAUACUUCUGUGAAAUGCUAUAUAUGCGUGAAGUAAAUAAGGCGUACGCAUAUGCACUAAUACUGGUAAUCUAAUAUGUUUGGCGACAGUUGACGCAUUGAUCUAAUGUCUGACAUUGGUCAAUUGGCUUUCACGGGAUACACUUGAGCUAUACUCUUCUAUGUUUGUGCUAGGGAUGUGGUGUUCCUCACCGUACUGGCAUCUUCGUUGAAGUAUGUAGUAAAUGAUAGGUGCGUCUCUUAUGCUUUAUGGCCGUGUGGGAAAUGGUAGGGAUGUGUGAUUAAAGGGUGUUUAAGGG